Messenger RNA from Pongo pygmaeus (Bornean orangutan), 1586 nucleotides. RefSeq names its product elongator acetyltransferase complex subunit 4 (gene ELP4). Gene Ontology annotation, cellular component: elongator holoenzyme complex; cytoplasm; transcription elongation factor complex. Bases 54 to 1328 code for a protein of 424 amino acids. Gene Ontology annotation, biological process: tRNA wobble uridine modification. The record is from RefSeq and is a predicted model, not a curated record. Lineage: Eukaryota; Metazoa; Chordata; Mammalia; Primates; Hominidae. The transcript has 10 exons.
CCGGGUGUUUGCGUUCCCAGAGUUCCUAUUGGGUUAACACUGGAGGCUCUAAGAUGGCGGCAGUGGCAACCUGCGACAGUGUUGCCGGGAGUACUGGGUCUGCAGUGGCGACAGCCAGCAAGCGCAACGUCACCAGUUUCCAGAAGAGGGGUCCUAGAGCCAGCGGGACCAACGACAGCGGCCCUCGACUGGUGUCCAUUGCGGGCACGCGACCGUCGGUGCGGAAUGGACAGCUGCUGGUAUCAACCGGGCUCCCAGCCCUGGACCAGCUCUUAGGUGGAGGUUUAGCCGUUGGAACAGUUCUUCUAAUUGAGGAGGAUAAAUAUAAUAUUUACUCACCUUUGCUCUUCAAGUAUUUCCUGGCAGAAGGAAUUGUCAAUGGGCAUACUUUGUUGGUUGCAUCUGCUAAAGAGGAUCCUGCCAACAUUUUACAGGAACUUCCAGCACCAUUACUUGAUGAUAAAUGUAAAAAGGAAUUUGAUGAGGAUGUAUACAAUCAUAAAACACCAGAAUCUAAUAUUAAGAUGAAAAUAGCUUGGCGUUACCAGUUGUUACCCAAGAUGGAGAUUGGACCAGUAUCAUCUUCAAGAUUUGGUCACUAUUAUGAUGCAUCAAAAAGAAUGCCACAAGAACUAAUUGAGGCUUCAAAUUGGCAUGGAUUUUUUCUUCCAGAGAAAAUAUCUUCAACUCUCAAAGUAGAACCCUGUUCUUUGACCCCUGGCUACACAAAGCUGCUUCAGUUUAUCCAGAACAUCAUUUAUGAGGAAGGAUUUGAUGGAUCCAAUCCUCAGAAAAAACAGAGAAACAUUUUAAGAAUAGGAAUUCAGAAUCUUGGCUCACCUUUAUGGGGAGAUGAUAUUUGCUGUGCAGAAAAUGGUGGCAACAGUCACAGCCUUACCAAGUUCCUCUAUGUUCUCCGUGGUCUUCUGAGAACCUCUCUUUCAGCCUGCAUCAUCACAAUGCCAACACAUCUGAUCCAGAAUAAAGCCAUUAUUGCCCGUGUCACAAACUUGUCAGAUAUAGUAGUUGGUCUGGAAUCAUUUAUUGGUUCUGAGAGAGAAACUAACCCAUUGUAUAAGGAUUAUCAUGGCUUGAUUCAUAUACGGCAGAUUCCUCGGCUUAAUAACUUGAUCUGUGAUGAAUCAGAUGUCAAAGACUUAGCUUUUAAAUUAAAAAGGAAGCUAUUCACCAUUGAGCGACUGCAUUUGCCUCCAGACUUGUCAGACACAGUGAGCCGCUCAAGCAAAAUGGAUCUGGCAGAAUCCGCCAAGCGGCUGGGCCCAGGCUGUGGCAUGAUGGCCGGAGGCAAGAAGCACCUGGACUUCUAGGGAUUCCUCCUUAGUCGCUGCAUGCAGAAUUCUGUGACACUCUAAUUAUGAUUGCUAAUAGCUUAUGUAAAUAUUUUUCUUAACAAUUUGACCCUCCGCUCCUUGAAAAACACAUGAUUAUAAAAUGGAGCUGCCAUUUCUCAUUUUUUAACUUUUUACAGAAAUAGCACAGCAGAAAUACUUUUAAAUUUUUUCUUCAUGCUAUAGAAGAAAAUAAUUUUGUUUUUAAAUAAACACCAAAAAAUGUCAAAAUCUCAA